Ipomoea nil (Japanese morning glory) is the source of this 465-nucleotide messenger RNA. RefSeq names its product pollen-specific leucine-rich repeat extensin-like protein 4. The transcript has 2 exons. Lineage: Eukaryota; Viridiplantae; Streptophyta; Magnoliopsida; Solanales; Convolvulaceae. The record is from RefSeq and is a predicted model, not a curated record. The coding region runs from base 1 to 459 and encodes 152 amino acids.
AUGGCGUUAAAUUCGGAUUAUAUAAAUUUGAGGUACAAUAACUUUGAAGGGAAGUUGUCGGAGGAACAGUUUUAUAAAGAGAUGGACGCGAUUUUCUUGAAUAAUAAUCGCUUCUCUUCGACCAUCCCGGAAAGUAUGGGGAAUUCCUCGGCGUCUGUUGUGGUGUUGGCUAACAACAACUUCAAAGGGUGCAUUCCCAGCAGCGUUGGGAGAAUGGCGAAUUUGAGGGAAAUUGUGUUGUUGAACAAUGAUCUUGUGGGGUGUAUGCCGCCGGAGAUUGGGAAGCUGCAAAAUGUGACGGUUUUCAGUGGUGCUGGGAAUAAGUUUUCUGGGAUUUUGCCUAAGGGGUUUAGUGGGCUCGAGAAGGUUGUGGAAUUGGAUGUUUCUGGGAUUGUUUUGACUGGGUUUGUCCCGGAGGAGAUUUGUAGACUGCAGAAUUUGAAAAAUUUUAGGUUUUAGUAUAAU